Brenthis ino (lesser marbled fritillary) is the source of this 693-nucleotide messenger RNA. Lineage: Eukaryota; Metazoa; Arthropoda; Insecta; Lepidoptera; Nymphalidae. The record is from the annotation of a GenBank genome assembly.
AUGGAGUCAAAUUCGGACGACUUCCCACAGUGUAAGCGGAGUGACCCCGAGCUUGACAAAUGUGUCGUUAAAGCAGUCGAUGUUGUGAAACCUAGAUUACUUAACGGCAUUCCUGAAGUCAACGUACCAGCACUAGACCCAUUCUUAGUGCCAACAUUAAAAUUAGACAGAACAGCCAACAAUUUAAGACUAAAAGCUACUAUCAAAAAUAUGAAAGCUUAUGGUGCCUCGAGCUUUAAGAUUGAAAAGAUAAAGUUAAACGUUAACAACAAGUACACCGGAGAAGUGAAGCUAACCAUCCCUCGGUUGCUUGUCACAGCGGACUAUGACGUGCGCGGUUCUAAGAUUCUUACCCUUGAUAUCAGCGGCAAGGGAAAAUUCAGCAGCAACUUUACCGGAAUUACUGUAGUAGCCAAGGGAAGCGCUAAACCAAUUCUAAAGGACGGCGUAGAGUACUUACAAGCUGAAAAGUUGAUCACAAAACUGAAAAUAGGUCACGGGCAAGUUGUAAUCGACGACACUGAGAGACCAGUGGCAGCUACAUCCGCUGCGGCCUUCUUUAAUGCUAGUCCAUCAGUCAUCCUGGACAUCCUCAACCCGCUCAUUGAAGACAGCAGUGCUGCUAUAUUUAAGGCUUUCUUCAAUAAAAUAUUUUCCUCCAUACCUCUCAGCGAAAUUUUAGUUCAAGAUUCU